Messenger RNA from Amoebophrya sp. A25, 1996 nucleotides. The record is from the annotation of a GenBank genome assembly. Lineage: Eukaryota; Dinophyceae; Syndiniales; Amoebophryaceae.
GGCUAAGCCAGAUCGACCUUCUAUUCGAUCCAGACUAUGCUUCAGCGUAGCUUUCUACCGUGAUGUGAUGACUUCUUUCGAAUCUCGAUGGUUUGGCUCCCUGGCUGGGAUGGCUGUAUGUCUAGGCCUACUCCUAGUGGGCGUCGCAACCAAGAGCCUUGCUUUGACCCUGUCUGCGAUGUUGGCAUCUACGUUUUUCGGCUCAAUAUUCCUGAACUUGAUCUUCAGCAUUGGCGCGACAAUCGAUAGUGGACCAGUCCAAGUGGCGAUAUCGACAGGUCAGGGCCUUUCCGGCAUAGCUGGCGGGAUUAUCAGCUUUAUACCACUGUCGAGGCCUUUGCUGUUCAUCUACAUAGCCUUGGUUUUGUGUGUGCUGCUGUUCACGGCACGGCUGUAUCGGGCAAUGAUUAUGAGCAGUGGAAGUAGAAAUAACUGAGCAGUAGAAGACAUAACUCGCUCAAAAAUUUUAUCUCAUCAUCUCUAGUUGGAGUGGAGGUAGUGCGUCUUGAAUAUCAUGAUGACUGUAGUCUUCUCUAAUCCCCGACCCACUGGUGUUAAGCGGAGCAAGAGCAUGCUUGGUCGUGUGAUUGGCGAUCAGUUUGACGAUGGUCGCAAAUUUUUCGGCGAACGGGGAUAUCGGAAUCCUGAUGCCAUAGAAGGGUCUACUCGUGACAUAGAAGGAGUAGAUGCAGCUCCGCCAUUACAAGAUGAAGAAAGUAAACUACAAGACCACCACGACAAAGGUGUCAUGAAAGAACAAGACGACUUUUCUCCUCAACGUCCUUUCCGUGAAAUAUGGCGUGACAUUCGCGGUAUGGUCAUCACUGUGACACUCACAUACGCCAUCACCUUCGUGUGUUUUCCUGGCAUGCUGGUAGGCUUAUUCGACGUCUCCACAGGUGGCAAUCAGGAUUUUCUAGGUCAGCUGAUCAUAGGUGCAUUCCAGAUAGGCGACGUUUGUGGAAGAAAGAGUCCAGAUUUCCUGUGGAAGAGAAACGAGGUCGUAGGUUUGUCUCCUAGGGGUCGAGAGAUCGCAGGAGAAAGACGAAGGCGGCAGCGUGAGAAAAUAUCCUGCGUAUUGGGUGCACUGCGGCUGGCGUUCAUACCGAUGCUUCUGUUGGCGUCGCACCAUACGCGAAGCGUGCCGACGGCAGUGAAGUUUGUACUGACUUACCCUACGUUGUCUUCAGCGAAAAAAAGCGGAAACAUGAUCAAACAGAAUUUCUAUUUCACAUGAAAAACGUUACAAAGUAACACAAACACACCAUCUUGAUCCAUAUGAAAUGCAAACAUUCUCAGGUCCUCUCCUUUCUCUUCGCCGCAAGCCAUGGUUUUCUUGCUACUGCCACGUUCGUCCUCUCCGCUGCUAGUCUGCAGAGUACGCGAGAAAAGGCUGUAUUGGGGCUGAUAAUGAACCUCGUCGUCACCCUAGCUAUCCUUUUAGGAGGGAUACUAGGUUUCGUGCUCAUCAGCGCGUUUAAGUAAGAUUGGGAUUCGCGGCGAAUGGAGGCAGACCACGAUAUUCGACUUGGUGUGGGUCGACCCGCAGUGAUAACAGCAUAAGCAUAUCACAAUCACUCUACGCAUAGAGAAUCUAAAUUUUCAUUUUCCAGCAUGAUGUGGAUGUUGCGCAUGAUUUGCAUCGCCUGAGUGGUGUGGUCACUGGAAGGGUAUACUUUCUUUCAAUCUUCGUCGCGAAAUCUUCAAAGACCCUCCAUAGGCUUCUUAUUCUUUCUUCAACAUCAUGAUCAACACGCUUGAAAAGUCUGGUUUGGUUUGACAGAAGAGAUGAGUGGUUUACACUUUGCACUUUGGCCUCUACUUGUUUAGCAAUAGUAGGAAGAGUUUUUAAGGGCCUAUCAUUACUAUCAAUAGACGCAGCACGUAUCACCAUCAGAUCGAUGUGGGAGGUCCACAUCUGCUAACAUCUAAUCGUCCCAAAUAACUUCAUUACCGAAAAACAAGAGACACCAAAACUUAUGAGGCGGAAGGCACC